AGUCUUCUGGGUCGCCCUCGGCGCGCUUCAAAAUAACUCUUUUUACCUAAUUAGGUUGAAAUAUUUAUCCGCGAAGGGUUCCGAGGGGUAACGUCAGCUAUAGAUUGUUGUGCCUGUGGUAUUCGGCGAUAGUUCACGGGAUAAGAUACCGGAGAGACAAGGGGGACAACUUUGUACCCAUGAAUCGGAGGUGAACUCCGGGGUUCGGGAGUCGGGCCGGUCGGGCGCGCGCGCCGCCUGGGCCUCGGCUAGCUUAGCGGAAGCUGCUAACUAGCUAAUGACUUCAUCUAUCUGCUGUUAUCUGCCGCAUUGGGAGCCGUUAAACAGCGGGGAGGAGGAACGAGCCACGGUGUACUGCCUGUUGAAUGUGGGUGGGAGGAAGGCCGGUUCAAGAAGCGACCAUGGCGGUAUCGAGACUCGAUCGUUUGUUUAUCUUGAUUGACACCGGGACAACACCAGUGACCAGGAAAGCAGCGGCCCAGCAGCUCGGAGAAGUGGUGAAACUCCACCCACAUGAACUCAAUACCCUCCUGUCAAAGAUUUUGACCUACCUAAGAAGUCCCAACUGGGACACUCGAAUAGCAGCAGGCCAAGCUGUCGAGGCCAUCGUAAAGAAUAUUCCUGAGUGGGACCCGACGCCCAAACCGAAAGAAGAGUCCGGUGACGACUCGUCUCCAGACGACUCCUCUUGUGACCGCUUGAGUUUCUACCACUUCGACAUCUCCCGCCUCCUCAAGCACGGCGCCUCUCUGCUGGGAUCCGCGGGCGCCGAGUUUGAGCUGCAGGAUGACGCAACCGGUGAGAUUGACCCUAAAGAACGUCUGGCCCGCCAGAGGAAGCUCUUGCAGAAGAAGCUGGGUCUGGACAUGGGCGCCGCCAUCGGCAUCGACACCGAGGAGCUGUUCAACGACGAGGACCUGGACGACAGCGGCGGGCCGCGGGCUCACGGGAGCAAAGCAACCGCCGGGUCCAGCGCCCACAACAACCUGCCCCUUCAGGCCGCCGAAUUGAUUGACUCUGAGUUCCGGCCCGGCAUGAGCAGUCGCCAGAAGAACAAGGCCAAGCGGAUGGCCAAGCUGGUGGCCAAGCAGCGGUCCAAAGACAUGGAGCCCAAUGAAAAGAGUAACGACAGCUUCGAGGGCGAGCCGGAAGAGAAACGAAGGAAAACCAGCAACGCUGUCGCCGACCAGGCGACGGAGAGCAAAGCCUCGACGGACAACGUCCCUGAAGGCAGCGGCGUUUUAGAGGAGGAGUGGCCUCUGGAGAGCUUCUGCGAGGAGCUCUGCAACGACCUCUUCGAUCCGUCGUGGGAGAUCCGUCACGGUGCAGGCACGGGUCUUAGAGAAAUCCUCAAGUCCCAGGGCGCCGGGGGCGGGAAGCUGGCGGGCAGCACGGCGGCGCAGAUGUCGCGGCAGCACCAGGAGUGGAUCGAGGACGUGGUCAUCCGGCUGCUCUGCGUCUUCGCUCUGGACCGCUUCGGAGACUUCGUGUCGGACGAGGUGGUGGCGCCAGUGAGGGAGACGUGCGCCCAGACGCUCGGCGUGGCUCUUCGCCACAUGAACGAAACCGGCAUUUCCAUGAUAGUCGAUGUCCUGCUGAAGCUUUUACAAGAAGACCAGUGGGAGGUCCGUCACGGGGGCCUCCUCGGGAUCAAGUACGCCCUGGCCGUCCGACAGGACCUGAUCUCGGUCUUCCUGCCCCGGGUGCUCCCGGCCAUCACGGUGGGCCUCCAGGACCUGGACGACGACGUCAGGGCCGUGGCGGCCGCCUCCCUCAUCCCGGUGGUGGAGGGCUUGAUGCAGCUGCUGCCUCAUAAGAUCCCCUUCAUCGUGAACACGCUGUGGGACGCUCUGUUGGACCUGGACGACCUCACGGCGUCCACCAACAGCAUCAUGACGCUGCUCUCCUCGCUGCUCACCUACACGCAGGUCCGCCAGAGCAGCAUGCAGCAGUCACUCACCGUCCUGGUCCCUCGGGUUUGGCCGUUCUUGAGACACACCAUAUUGUCAGUGAGGAGGGCGGCGCUGGAAACACUCUUCACGCUGCUGUCCAAGGCCGACGAGAGCUGUGCAAUGUGGAUCAACCCCAUCCUGCAAGAGAUGCUGCGGCACAUCUUCCAGUCCUGCAUUCUGGAGAGCAACGAGGAAAUCCUGGAGCUCAUUCAAAGGGUGUGGAUGGAGCUGCUGUCUCGAGCCCCGCAGCAGUACGUGGUGGCGGCCAGCUGCCCGUGGAUGGGCGCCUGGCUCUGCCUCAUGAUGCAGGCCUCGCAGAUUCCCAUAGACGUCAACAUGCUCCUGGAAGUGAAGGCUCGCUGCUGCAAGGAUAAGGCCGGUGCGAAGGCCCGUCAGGGGACCAUCCAGGUGAAGGAAGUCACUCAGGAGUACAUCGCCGGAGCAGAGACGGUGACCGACGACCCGCUCACCAGGGACUACGUGGUCAUCCGGUCUCGCCUCAUGGCUGCCAAACUGCUGGGCGCUCUGUGUCGGUGCAUCUGCGACCCUCAGCUCAACGCUGCGUCUCAGGAGAUCCGCCCGGCCGAGUCUCUGGGCCAGCUGCUUCUCUUCCACCUCAACUCCAAGUCCGCCCUGCAGCGCAUCGCCGUGGCUCUGGUGCUCUGCGAGUGGGCCGCGAUGCGGAAGGACUGCCAGGUGGUGUCGCUGAUGGUGCAGCCUCGCCUUCUGGCCAUUCUGUCGGAGCACCUGUACUACGACGAGAUCGCCAUCCCCUUCACGCGCAUGCAGAACGAGUGCAAGCAGCUCAUCGCGCUGCUGGCCGACGCCCAAAUCGACCUGCAGGACCGCCUCAACUGCAGCGUGUUCACGAUCGAUCAGGCCAACGAUCUGGUAACCACCAUCUUCACGGAGUCGACGGCCGGUCUGAACGUGAACUCCGCCCAGUUCCAGGCGCUGGAUGGCAAGCGGCAGCAGGCCCAGGCGACGGUGACGGAGACCGACAUGGACUGGCAGCAGCUGCACCUGCGCGUCCACAUGGUCACGGCGUGCGCCGUCAUCAACCUGCAGGCGCUUCCUGAGAAGCUCAACCCGCUGGUCCGGCCCCUGAUGGAGACGGUGAAGCGGGAGGAGAACACCCUCAUCCAGGGCUACGCCGCGUCCUUCAUCGCCAAGCUGCUGCAGCAGUGCGCCGGACGCUCGCCGUGCCCCAACCACAAGAUCCUUAAGAACCUGUGUGCCUCGGCCUGCAUCGACUCCGCGGUCACGCCCUCGGCCGCCUGCCCCGUCCCCCCCACGCUGGACAACGCCAAAGGCAGUGGGCUGGAGAAAGAUUGCACUUAUCACAUGGUCAACAAAACCCGCGGCAUCAUCACCCUGUACCUCCACCAGAGGGCAGCGUUUGCCAUCACCAGUAAGAGGGGCCCGGCCCCUAAAGCCCCCAAGAACCUCACCACGGAGCUCCCUCCCGGCAGCACCAUCUGCAUCGACAACGACGAGAGCAAGAAGCCGUUUCUCAUCCAGAGGCGAGGAGCAGAGUUCUCCCUGACGACCGUUGCCAAGCACUUCGGCGCAGACUUCGCCACGUCUCUGCCGUACUUAUGGGAGAACACGGUGGGGCCGCUGAGGAUGGUGGUGACUGGAGAUCAUCAGAUUGACGGGCAGCUCCAGCUGGAGAGGGGAGACGCUGCAGCUCAGGAGCUGGUCAACUCCCUACAGGUGCUGGAGGUCAUGGCCGGGGCCAUGGCGGCUGAGCUCAAGCCUCUGCUGCUCGAGCACCUCCCCCAUCUGUUCACCUGCCUGCAGCACCCGUACACCGCGGUGCGCCACAUGGCCGCCCGCUGCGUCGGCGUGCUCAGCAAGAUCGCCAUGCUGGAGACCAUGACCGGCUUCCUCGAGUGCGUCCUCCCCUGGUUGGCCGCCAUCGACGACUGCACCAAACAGGAGGGAGCCAUCGAGGCGUUGGCCUGCAUCAUGGAGCAGCUGGACGUGGACAUCGUGCCCUACAUCGUGCUGCUCGUGGUGCCGGUGCUCGGCCGCAUGAGCGACCCCAGCGACAGCAUCCGCUUCAUGGCCACGCAGUGCUUCGCCACGCUCAUCCGCCUGCUGCCCCUCGAGGCCGGCAUACCGGACCCCCCCGCCAUGUCCGCCGACCUGAUCCGCCAGAAGGCCAGAGAACGCCACUUCCUGGAGCAACUGCUAGACGGCAGGAAACUGGAGAACUACAAGAUCCCCGUUCCCAUUAAGGCCGAGCUCAGGAAGUACCAGCAGGACGGAGUGAACUGGCUGUCCUUCCUCAACAAGUACAAGCUGCACGGCAUCCUGUGUGACGACAUGGGCCUCGGCAAGACGCUGCAGUCCAUCUGCAUCCUGGCAGGAGACUACUACCUCAGGGCUCAGGAAUAUGCCCGGACCAAGGCCCCGGACAGCAGCCCGCUGCCCUCCCUGGUGCUGUGUCCGCCCACGCUCACCGGCCACUGGGUGGACGAGGUGGCCAAGUUCUGCACCAAAGAGUUCCUCAACCCGCUGCACUACACCGGGCCGCCCACGGAGCGCAUGAGGCUGCAGCAGCAAGUGAAGAAACACAACCUGGUGGUGGCGUCAUACGACGUCGUCCGGAACGACAUCGACUUCUUUAGGAAUAUCAAAUUCAAUUACUGCAUCCUGGACGAGGGUCACGUGAUCAAGAACGGGAAAACCAAACUCUCCAAAGCCAUCAAGCAGCUGGCGGCCAACUUCCGGAUCAUCUUAUCGGGAACGCCCAUCCAGAACAACGUCCUGGAGCUCUGGUCCCUGUUCGACUUCCUCAUGCCCGGCUUCCUGGGAACGGAGCGGCAGUUCGCCGCCCGCUACGGGAAACCCAUCCUUGCCAGCCGGGACGCCAAGAGCUCCUCGCGGGAGCAGGAGGCCGGUGUGCUGGCCAUGGAGGCCCUCCACCGACAGGUGCUCCCGUUCCUUCUGAGGAGGAUGAAGGAGGACGUCCUCCAGGACCUCCCCCCGAAGAUAAUCCAGGACUACUACUGCAACCUGAGUCCUCUCCAGGUUCAGCUGUACGAAGACUUUGCAAAGUCCCGGGCGAAGGCCAGCGUGGAGGACAGCAUCUCCAGCACGGCCCCCGAGGAAGAGGAGGAUAAGCCCAAACUGAAGGCCACGGGCCACGUCUUCCAGGCGCUGCAGUACCUGAGGAAGCUGUGCAACCACCCCAGCCUGGUGCUGACGCCGCAGCACCCCGAGUUCAAACGCAUCAGCGCCCAGCUGGCGGCGCAGAGCUCCAGCCUGAGGGACCUGCAGCACGCGCCCAAGCUGUCCGCCCUCAAGCAGCUGCUGCUGGACUGCGGUCUGGGCGGUGGCGGCGGGCCGGACGGCGGCGCCGAGGCGGUGGUGGCGCCGCACCGCGUGCUGGUGUUCUGCCAGCUGAAGAGCAUGCUGGACAUCGUGGAGAUGGACCUGCUGCGGCCCAAGCUGCCCACCAUCACCUACCUGCGGCUGGACGGCAGCGUGCCGGCCGGCCAGCGCCACGCCAUCGUCUCCAGGUUCAACAACGACCCGUCCAUCGACGUGCUGCUGCUCACCACGCACGUCGGCGGGCUCGGCCUGAACCUCACGGGCGCCGACACCGUGGUGUUCGUGGAGCACGACUGGAACCCCAUGAGGGACCUGCAGGCCAUGGACCGGGCCCACCGGAUAGGACAGAAGCGCGUGGUGAACGUUUACCGGCUGAUCACGCGCGGCACGCUGGAGGAGAAGAUCAUGGGUCUGCAGAAGUUCAAGAUCAGCAUCGCCAACACCGUCAUCAGCCAGGACAACGCCAGCCUGCAGAGCAUGGGCACGGACCAGCUGCUCAACCUCUUCAGCCUGGACAAGGGGGAGAAGGGCGAGCCGGUGGGAGCGGCGGCCUCGGGGAAGAGUUCCAUGAAGUCGGUGCUGGACGGCCUCGGGGAGCUCUGGGACCAGCAGCAGUACGACACGGAGUACAACCUGGACAGCUUCAUGCACUCCCUGCAGUAGCACGCCACGGCCACCAGGCUACACACACACACACACACACACACACCUUAGAGAAGGUCACGAUAAGGAGUCACGGAUGUCUCGAAGCAAUAACUAAAACACAGCCGACAUAGGAACUCAAUAUAUAGAUGAAUAUAUAUCGGGUGACUGACCGUGGAGCCCAGCGGACGUCGCCAGUAUUUUAACAUAAAGAGAAAAAAAGACUUGUACAUAUUCCUGUAAUUGCUGCUUUUUGUUUAUGAUGACGGUGGAAUUUAAAUAAAUUCUACAGACCUUUGAACUACACUCUUCUUCUUCUUCUUUGCGCGUGAACAGCGAUGGCCACUAGAGGGCGUGGUGGAGUCAGGAUCCAUGAGACUUCAUUACAGCCUCAUUCUGAAACAUGCAGGCGCUUCAGAUGGAAGUUUGAGGUCAUUCUGUGACGUUGAAGCUGCUUAUUGGACAUUUUAUAAUUAAGUCCAACAGAAAAAUCAAUACCAACACAUUUCUAAUUUUUUACAGCGAAGCUCUUUAUAAAUGUCACGAUUUAAAAAAAAAUUUAAUAAUUCAGAUAUAUAAUGUAAGAACUCAAGAGUUUACAGAUUAUCUGAGCUCGUCUUUCUGCGAUCAUGUGACCGGCUCAUCCAGGGAAGUACAUUUAUUUUAUUUAUUAGACACAGAAUGUUGUUUUUCCUACUUUCUGACUAGUAUGAAUAUAAAAGAUGUUAUUCCCGUAAAGCCUCUGAACUCCACGGAGAAAAGAAGCCAAAGACACAAAGUUUCACAGCGUCGCACAACUACGUUUUUAAUAAGAUUUGCUUAUUGAUACAGAAAAUGAAAAAUGGAGGUGUGAACUCCGCUGAAGCCGUCGCAUGUUUCACUGCAGCCGACCAGGUGGAAAUAAAAACA
Molecule: messenger RNA, 6845 nt
Organism: Pseudoliparis swirei
Lineage: Eukaryota; Metazoa; Chordata; Actinopteri; Perciformes; Liparidae
Gene: btaf1
Product: BTAF1 RNA polymerase II, B-TFIID transcription factor-associated
Exons: 38
Coding region: 366-5957 (1863 amino acids)
Molecular function (GO): ATP-dependent chromatin remodeler activity; ATP hydrolysis activity; TBP-class protein binding
Source: RefSeq, a predicted model, not a curated record